AUGUCUCCGGCAGUCGAAGAACAACAACAACAACAAUCUUAUUCCAAGGACUCCGCAGCCGCAGCCCGCCUAGAUCACUUCUUGAUAUGGCCGGUGCUAGAGAAGCUCACUCAAGACCAGGUCAACAGCACGGACGCCGCUAUCCGCAAGAUCGUUGGAGGUCCAGAUCCUACUGUCAUCGAGAAGACGCUUAACAGCGACGGCGAAUUAAACUUCUGGUACUGUCCCUUAAACGCUAAGCAGAAAGCCGCGAUUAGCAAGUUAGAUGCGGUGGCCGAAGUCCAGAAGGACGGCCCUGAUCCCGACUUCCAGCUUUGCUGA
Molecule: messenger RNA, 321 nt
Organism: Recurvomyces mirabilis
Lineage: Eukaryota; Fungi; Ascomycota; Dothideomycetes; Mycosphaerellales; Teratosphaeriaceae
Exons: 2
Coding region: 1-321 (106 amino acids)
Source: RefSeq, a predicted model, not a curated record